AAAUGGAGUAACCCAUGCAUUCGUCAAAUUAUUGACAAGCUUGUCAACUUGCGCGCACUGAUUUUUUCCCUUCACAUUCCAAAUGGUAUAGCCUAUAGAAAGUGAGUCCCUGAAUCGAUGUGCACCACAUCUCAACUCAACCCAUUCGUUCGAGGAGGAAACGCUAGAACUGGUGGGAAAUAUCGGCGUGGCAUCUAAACCCAGGUUUUAUUUUCGUGUCACGUUGAACCCUAUUUAGCAACACCCCAUAGAAGUCAUGGAAGGAGUCAGCAGCAACAGGAACAUGUCAUACAGUCGAUGGAGUUAUGACAGUACCUUGGACGAUGAGGGCAGCAACCUCCGCCAACAGAAGCUAGACAGACAGCGAGCUCUCCUAGAGCAGAAGCAGAAGAAGAAGAGACAGGAGCCUCUGAUGGUGCAGUCCAACGUGGACGGGCGGUCUCGUGCCCGCAGGACCAAGCAGUGUGAGGAGCAGGCUCCCCUGGUAGAGUCUUACCUCAGCAGCAACAGGAGCACCAUCUACCACGUACCCUUCUGUUUAGUCUCUUACUUCAUUUUUAUCUUCAUCAUUUCCCCCCACCUGCCUGCUAACUCCUUCUGUCCGCUGGCUCCUGCCGUGCCGUACGUAGUGCAAGAAGCUGAACACGAGGAGGUGAAGGUGGUAGCGGACAACCAGGCUCCUCGCUCAGCCAAAAAGGGCAAGGCAUCGACCAGCUCCACCCCGCAGACAGGCAGCGGCAAGAAGGAGAGGAAGGGGAAGCACAAAGGACUCGAUGGGCCGGCGUCCUUCCAGGAAGAGGGCCAGAUCCAGAUCAUGACGGUGGGUCACUGGGCCGUGGAGGAGGGGAGUGAGGGAGAUGCUGUGAUCAGUGCUCAGCCACAGGGCAAGCAGGACCUGAGGGUCACCAUGCUUAAGAAAGGUAUUUCUAGUAGUAUGAACUUUGACGAAGAGGAGGAUGACGAGGAUGAAGUCAGUUCCAGUUCCUCUCAGCUCAACACUAACACACGGCCAGGCUCUGCCACCAGCAAGAAGUCCUGCAAGGAGGCAGCCUCAGCGUCCACCCCUCCCGUCAGUGAGCCGGCCAUCGACGUGGACGACCUGGAAGAGUUCACCCUGAGACCAGCGCCUCAGGGGAUCACGGUGAAGUGCAGGAUCACCAGAGACAAGAAGGGCAUGGACCGAGGCAUGUACCCUACCUACUACCUCCACCUGGAGAGGGAGGAUGGGAAGAAGGUGUUCCUGUUAGCUGGAAGGAAGAGAAAGAAGAGCAAAACAUCUAAUUACCUCAUCUCCAUCGAUCCCACUGAUCUGUCUCGAGGGGGGGAGAGUUUCAUCGGGAAGCUGCGGUCCAACCUCAUGGGAACCAAGUUUACAGUGUAUGACAGUGGACAGAACCCUGGGAAGACAACCUCCAGCCUAGAGGCUACUAACCUGCGGCAGGAGCUGGCAGCUGUCUGCUAUGAAACCAAUGUUUUAGGGUUCAAAGGACCUCGUAAAAUGAGUGUCAUCAUUCCUGGAAUGAACAUGGACCAUGUGAGAGUCGCCAUCUGCCCACGGAAUGACCAUGAGUCUUUACUGGCGCGGUGGCAGAACAAGAGCACAGAGAGCGUGAUCGAGCUUCACAACAAGACCCCCGUGUGGAACGACGACACUCAGUCCUACGUUCUCAACUUCCACGGCAGAGUCACUCAGGCCUCAGUCAAGAAUUUCCAGAUCAUCCACGACAAUGACCCGGACUACAUUGUGAUGCAGUUUGGGCGGGUUGCGGAGGAUGUAUUCACCAUGGACUAUAACUACCCUAUGUGUGCCCUCCAAGCCUUCGCCAUUGCUCUCUCCAGCUUUGACAGCAAGCUGGCCUGUGAGUAGCAGCCACCCUCAGUCCUUUCCCUCCUGAGAAGCUACCUGCUCCAAACUGAAGGCCUACUCAUGGGCCUCCAUUAGUACAUCAGUCCCCUCACCAAGGGCUGCAGUUAAUCCCGGGUCACCAUUGGGGCCAAACACUGUCCAAGAAUCCCCCCUGGAAUUUGCUUAAGCCGAGGAUGGUGUGGAGGCACAAACUGUCUGCAAGAGUGUCUGUGAGUGUGUGUAUGUGUUCUGGUGCUCCUUAGGAACCCUUCCACUCUCUAUUCAGGAUAAGGAUAUGCCAAUCAGUGAACAGGACAAGCACAAAGACUAAUCAACUCUUGAUUUUAAUAGAUCAUGUUUUAAAUUAAAUAUGUAACAAUGAAUUCUGUUACUUUAUGUAGCCGUUGUGGAAUUCUAACAUUUCUUUAACCAUUAAUGACUUUUCAAUGAAUUUAACAUUUAUUGCAACAACAAAAAAACGAACAACUGUUCAUCUUCAUGUUGAAUUGGUUGAAGGAGUUUCAUCAUAGUAAUUAACCCCCACAUGCCACCUUUAACUUAUUCAAUAUUGGACUGGAAACCAUUAGGUUACAAAUUAGGACCGAUUCAAGAUUGAAAACAUAAUUCAAGAUAAAGCUCCUAACAAAUAACACUUUAACCUCAUAACUGUCACUAAUAUGACUCAUUUGAACAUCACAUAACAUUCACAUCCAUGUAUGUGUUUAUAUUGUUAUUUAUGUAUUUAUACAUAUCAUGACACAGGUAACUGCCAAAAUAAAGGAAACACCAACAGAAAGUGGCUUAAUAAAGGGUUGGGUCACCACGAGCCAGAACAGCUUCAAAUCACAUUGGUAUAGAUUCCUGUCUGGAACUCUAUUGGAGGGAUGCGAUACCAUUCUUCCACAAUAAAUUCCAUCAUUGGGUGUUUUGUUGAUGGUGGUGGAAAACGCUGUCUCAGGUGCCGCUCCAGAAUCUCCUAUAAGUUUACAAUUUGAUUAAGAUCUGGUGACUGAGACACACACCCCUUUAAACCCCCUAUACUUCUUUGAGACCCCUCUGAGUUCUAUUCUUCUAGCCAUGGUAGCCAAAAUAAUAGGUAACUGGGCAUUUUUAUACAUGACCGGAUGAUGGGAUUAAAUAACUGAGGAACCACACCUGUGUGGAAGCACCUGCUUUCAUAAUACUUUGUAUCCCUAAUUUACUCAAGUGGUUUCUUUUAUUCUGGCAGUUACCUGUAUCUUGUUCUUAAGUGUGUCCAUAUCCUUAGUUUACACUCAUUGAAUCUUUGUUUUUGAGCCUGAAGCAUACAUGAUUGAAGGGAAUAUCUGUCAUAGUUAGUCAAUUGGACAUGAACAGACCAGGUCAGCGAAGGGCAUGACACACAGUCCGUGCAUCUUGUAAAACAUCAUAUCACACUAUCAAGUAUGAGAAUGUAUAGGAUGGUGCACUUUAACGCCGUUUACAGUGUAUGUGAAAUAGCUGUACAUAUUGUGCCUUUGGAGACAAAAUCCAAUUUUAUGCUUUAACUUGAUCAGAUGUUCUCUCUCUGAGACGGGACUUUGUAAUGCACCUGUCUGAGCCUGGGUUUCUUUGUUCUGCCUGCUCCCUCUCCACCCUCUACUAGAAACACACUUAUUGAGGUGACGGGAUUUGUUCCCUUUUCUGUUUGGUUAUAUUAUUUUCAGAUGAUGAAGUCACUAAAGUCAGGUGUUUUUAUAUGCCCCUACUGUAAAUUCUCAACUCCCUGAAUAAAAUAUGAUUUACUAAUUUGUCCCCAGGAAUCUUAACAAAUUAGAUUCAGUAAAUAUAACGUACAGAAUCGGUUAUUGGCACCAGGCACAAGACCAUGGGCAUUGUGGUUUGCAGAUGCACUCAUAUCUUCAUCUGACAUUAUCAGAUGAACUGAUAACAUCCAUCUGAUAAUGUGAAUCAUUUCACACGUUAUCAGAGACCAAACCACUCAGAUAUGGCAAGGAUAGUAGCAGGCCUGUGUGUAUUAACACACGUACUAAUAUGUCAUGUUAUCCUAUAUUGAUAUCAUUCUCUAUGAAUCUGGCAUACCAGAGGAUUUUAUUCUCUAUAUUUUAGUGAGUCAAUAAAUAUCUUUACCCUACUUUUAAAUAUAUAUAUUUUUUUCUGACUUUAUUGAACAGAUAGAAAGAGAGGAUGACAGUGGGGAAAGAUAGAGAGGUUGUGUCAAAGGGCAGUAGACUGGAUUCAAACCUAUGCUGAUAAUGUAGAAAUGUGCUAGAGCCUGCGACAUUACCAUUAGACCACCUGUUCACUCUCCACACUUGUUGAAAAUAUAUGAAACUAUUUUAUAUUUUAUGGAUAUUAAGUGGAAAAUGAAGACCAAAUGAAAGCAGACAGCAAAGAACAAUCUCUGACGAGGCAGCUCACUGCUAUUGUAAGUUAUGAAAAAGGGUCUACUUUAAUCAACCAUGAUAUUCCUGUUUCUUAGUAAUGUGUUCCAACUCUUCUGAAUUUUUAGGCAAACUGUUGAGAUCCUUGCAGAAAAAAAUACUGUGCUUUUCAUAACAAGUUUCUUUGUGUCCAAGAAACAAGGCCCUUUCAUUCUAUGAGUGUGUUUAGUACUGUUUCACUGUAAUGUAAAAUGUGUACAUUGUUCAAUAUACAGUGUUUGUAAACACACAGUUC
Oncorhynchus nerka (sockeye salmon) is the source of this 4504-nucleotide messenger RNA. Its product is annotated as tubby protein homolog. Lineage: Eukaryota; Metazoa; Chordata; Actinopteri; Salmoniformes; Salmonidae. The record is from RefSeq and is a predicted model, not a curated record. The transcript is spliced from 12 exons. Gene Ontology annotation, cellular component: cilium. Gene Ontology annotation, biological process: protein localization to cilium. Bases 257 to 1867 code for a protein of 536 amino acids.